AGUUAGCCGGAAACUAACUGCCUGGGUUGGGAAGAAUUUUUUCCUUCUUCAAUAAAGAAACUAUCAAGAACACACCAUUGUAUCUUUGUGUGAGGAGCCCAUAAGAUCUGAAGAUGGCCCAAGAGGAGGGUGAAUUGCCAAGACACCCACUCAGAGAAAAACUGGAGAUGGAUGAAAAAUUCCAGUUUCUUCAGUGUGAGGGAUGCCAGUCAAAGGUUGAGAACCCCAAACUCCUGCCUUGCCUUCAUAAUCUCUGCACCGAAUGCCUUCAGGAAACCAAACACACCGGCUUCUGUGUUACCUGCCAGGCCCCACAUUCCCAAAAUGCUGAACUCCCUGAACUUCAGGACAACUUGCUUUUCUCAAAGCUGCAAGCCACCUUGAGCAUCUACCAGAAGAUCAUGGAGGGGAACGACUUAACCUGCGACUGUGAGAAAGAAGGCCAGUUGUGGUGUUCGGACUGUGCGUCAUUUCUCUGCCACUCAUGUUUUGAAAGCCACCAGAGAUUCCUAAAGGGAGAAAACCAUGAAGCCAGGCUCCUGGGGGAUAUUCGGGCAGAAACAAGCCACAAAUUUCUCUCAAAGAACUGGAAACAGAGUGCGCUCUUCUGCCCCAAGACAGGACACCAGAAAAAGAUUCUAAGCAUCUACUGCCAAGAAUGCCAGCAGUUCUUGUGCUGUACUUGUGCAGUGCUGGACUUUGGGCAUGUGGGGAAGCAAUGUGAUAUCAGAGAAGAAAUCCAGAAGAGGCAAGAAGAACUCCAGGCCAUGAGCAUGGAGUUGAAGGAGAAGAAGCAGAGCUUUGAGGACACCAGGACCAAUCUCGAGGAACAGCGCAAGGAAAUGGAGGAUGUGAAUCAGAAGACCAAAGAACAAAUCUGUCAAAAGGUGGAGGAGAUGGUACAGGUGCUGCGAGAGAAGGAGGCGACAUUCCUAGAGGAAAUUGAGGAGCAACACAAACAACAAAUCCAAGAUGUGGAGAUGAAGCUACAGGACUUGGAGGGUGUGCUCAAGAGACUGGACUCCAGUGUAAAGCUGGUGGAGAAGAUGGACCUCUAUGCCUCUGACCAACAGUUCUUGGAGAUGCAUCCCUUCAUCCGAGGCUCUCUGGAAAACCUCCAACAGAAGCAACCACCAGCUGUGGACUCCCAGAUCGAAGCGGCAGACUCUGUAGAGGUUAAAAAACAGCUCCAGGCUUUGUUUGAAAGGGUGACCAAAGACAAAGAAGAUGUUCCAUCGACACUUGAAAUGACAUCUGGGCAGGACCAUGUUGUAAAAUCGCCAGCAAAAAGGACGUAUUUAGGAGACGAAACGGCCACCCCGACUCCACCAAAAGUGAUCAAAACUGAAUGGGAGGCAAGUGAAGGGAUAGAAGAACCAGUCAGCCCUGCAAGCUGCAGUUUGCUGGAACAACUGGGGACUGGCUCUGAAUCUGCAGGAUGUGGCCAGGCCACAAGAAGCGCAGAUAACACAGAAGGAAGCACCAUCAGUUACCAGAGGAGAGACAGUUCAUCUACAGAGAUCUCUGAUGCAGGAACACUGACACUGGGAGGAUCUUCUGAUGACCUUGAUGGGCUAGGAGGACUCUCUACAGAGGAACAAUAUACUUUAAGGGUCCAGCCACCAUGCCAAGCCAGGCAAUCCACUCCUACCGAAGUGCUCCCAAGCAUGCCCCCUUCCCCUGUGUUGGACUUAUCUCUUGCAGGGUUGUAUGAACAGUCUCCAAGGCAAUUGGACAUUGUUCACAAGGAGUUCUAUGCUUGCGAAGACCCAUGCACAGAGCCACCCCCUCAACUAGCAGAGGGAAAUGAUGCCAAGGACUUUCAUCUUGGUCACAGCAGUGGAUGGCUGUUGCCCAGAAGUGGCCAGAACACUGGGUCAUCUGAAGACGGGAGUGGCAGGACAACAGUCAACAUAAUGGAGGAGGAGGAAGAGCAGCAAGGGUGGUUGGGAGAAAGGUAUGAUCCUCCCACAGCUGCGGAUCUCAUGUUCCAGGAGCAGCCCUUAGAGGCCGAAGGGUGCCAGGAGAUUGAGGGAGGAGUUGACCCAACACUUUUAUCACAUGCCCCAAAUUCCCAGCUUCCAGUACGAUUGCCUCAGUAUAUAUAUCCGCUUUGGGCUCCGGUGGACUGGGGGUGGCUAGAAGGGGUCCAGACGUGGCAAGAGGCUUUCCGGGAAGUUCUCCGCAUUUUCUAUGGAUAUAUGGGCACCUUGUCAGCACAGCUGGAAAGUUUUAAGAUUGCCAUAGAAAGGCAGAAUAGUAGCGUGGCAGAGGAGUUCAAGGAAGUACAUGAGUCUCUGGCGUCUCUCAUGGACCUGGGGAGGAAUAUGAACAGCGAGAUCACCCAGUUGUCCCCCUUGAUCCAAGAAGCUUUACACCCAGCUGACGCUGUUCCUGGGAGCUUCUUUCAUUUGGCCACCACUUGGCAGCUUCUUUUCCAUAGGAAGAGGAACCGCCCUCUUCUCAAUGCCUGUCUUGCCAUACCAUCUCUGGCUGGGUGCAAUGGCACUGGUGGUGUGAGGAGAGAUUGCCAGUGUGAUGCUUUCCUACAGCAUUUGUCCCAUUUGAAUUGAUUGCACAUUACGAGGAUGCUGUGAUCUUUGAUGUUGGACUCCAUGAGUGUGGCAGCAGCUUGCAGAUGACUCUGGAGUCCCUGGUCUACAGUAUAAGCCUCUACUAUCACCCGAAUUCUGGAAACAACCCUGUUGUCAUCAGGACCAGCCCAG
This is a messenger RNA of Sceloporus undulatus (fence lizard), 2726 nucleotides long. RefSeq names its product protein PML-like. Gene Ontology annotation, cellular component: PML body; nucleoplasm; chromatin. Gene Ontology annotation, biological process: positive regulation of DNA-templated transcription; intrinsic apoptotic signaling pathway in response to DNA damage; PML body organization. Bases 114 to 2573 code for a protein of 819 amino acids. Gene Ontology annotation, molecular function: ubiquitin-protein transferase activity; zinc ion binding. The transcript is spliced from 9 exons. The record is from RefSeq and is a predicted model, not a curated record. NCBI's taxonomy places the organism in Eukaryota, Metazoa, Chordata, Lepidosauria, Squamata, Phrynosomatidae.